CAAGCUCCCACGCCUUCCUCCGCGACGUCUUCAUUCUCAUUCUCCAUUCAUUCUCUCCAUCGACCAUCUCUCAUCCGUCCUCCUCGUCACUCUCGUUCUCUUUCUCCUGCUCACUCGCUCUCUCUCUCUCUCACCCCCUGCUGGCACUUGCAGAGAACUCGGCUUCAUCUAUAUCUUGCCACAGCUUGACUCUCCACACCCCAAAUCUCCCUCCACCCCGAUCUCUAUCCCAGCUCCCACCCACUCCGCCCCGAUGGAUCCAAACUACUCCCACACGGGCAAGUGGCCCAAGGACAAGGAUCAUGUCGUCGGCCCCGUCAAGGCGGCGUGUCUCAGCUGUCGACAGAAGAAGGCUAAAUGCGACGGCCUCAAGCCUGUCUGCGGACAGUGCCAGCGCAAGCAGCUCGAAUGCAUCUACAUCAAGUCGAAGCGCGGCGGCGCGCGCAAGAAGCGUAAUCCCGCGGCGCCGUCUGCCCUCUCCGAGUUCUUAAAAAAGCUCGAUAGCCUCAUGGGAGUACCCCAGUUCGACCUCCGACACGCCGAGCCGCAGCCUGGCGAUGACCCGACCAACGUCGUGCGCACCUUCUCCAGCCGCGAGGAGGUGUUCCGCUGCUACUACAACGAAGUACACCCCUUCCUCGCCGUCAUGCCGCCGCGGCACUACCUCGUAGACGUGCUCCCGACGCUGCUGCCUGACUCGCCUUUCCUGCUUGCGGCGCAGACUGUCAUGACCCUCGCGCCUCACCCUCUAGACUCGAACCCGCGCUCGCCUCGCUCGAAACGCCUGCGCUCGUCUGCGUCCGCCGCACUCGGUCGCAAGGCGAUGGACGCGGUACAGCGCACCAUGGCUACGGGACCUUCCAUCGAGGCCAUCCAGGCGCUCACGAUUCUUGCUGUGUGGGAGUGGGGGAGUACCAACAACGCCUCGGCGGCCAUGGAACUGUUCGGUCAAGGCGUGCAGAUUGCCAUCUCGAUGGGCAUGCACGACAUGGACGCUGGCGGCACCGGAUUCGCCCUUGAAGGUAUAGACUGGCACCGCGACAUGAUGCGCCGCACCUGGUGGAUCCUCUACGUCUAUCAGCUCACGUCGGCGCUCGUCUCCGGCCUGCAGCCGCCUCUCGGUGCCGAUGACCCAAGCAUCAAGGUCGACUUCCCUAUCUGCUCUGACAAGGACCGCACCUGGAGCACCUGGAUCAACUGCAUUCGCCAGUGCUUCCGUGUUGUCAACAUGAUCAACGUCCUCGCCAUGGACGGGCAGCAGGGCGAUGGCGGCAUGAAGACGUGGGGCACGGCCAGCGAGGCGCCCGAGCUCACCCCCGAGCAGCGGGAGGUGAAGCGGCGCCAGAUGGUGGCCAUCGAUCGCCAAAUCAUGGAACUCAUGAAGCAGACGGAGAAGAUGUCUGUUGUGGAGCAGGUCCCUGGUGGCGAGGAAGAUGUCGUGCGGAACCAGCAGAUCGCGACGCGGUUUGGGCUUGCAGUUAUUCACAUCCACCAGCACCGCAUGACGGCCUUCCCGGAAGUGUCGCUGUUCUCGAAGCGCAUCUGCGGUCUGAAGGGGACAAGCGAAGAUGAGGAGAGUGAGGAGGAGUCGUACAUGGGAACGUCGACGCCGCAGAGCGUACCUCCAAGCACGGCGUUCUCGCAGCCGUCGUCCACCCCGGCGCUGCCGACGCAGCAGCCAAUGUCUUCUGUACCUACGAUGCCGGGCGGCUGGCCUAUGACGGACUUUGGGAUGGGUUCGCUCGGGUACGAUAACUUGAGCAACGCCGACGUUCUCCAGGUGAAUCAAAUGAUGGCCAGCCUGGGGACAACCGGCCAGCAGCAGCAGCAGCAGCAGCAGUUCAGCCAGCAGGCGUACCCGACGCCUGUGUCACAGUUGCAGUCGAACGGCAACGGGACCACCAACGCGACCAACUCGCCUGGUGACUUCCAGAAGAGCAACGCGGCAAUCAACGCGUUGAAUACGAGUAUCUCGUCGCCGGGUGUUAGCGGAGUCGACACGUCGCCCAGCUACAACCAGUCGCCGCAGAUGCCGAAUGCGAACGCGCCCGUGGCGCCGUUAAACCCCGACUUGGCUAACAACUGGCACUACGACCUCCAGAAUGACUCCAUUAUGGGAGACAUGUGGCAGCCGGAUUCGUUCCCGAGCUAUCUGCCCACGCCGUGGUUCGCCCAGCAGGGUGGCGCGCAGACACUCUUCAACGCCAUCAGCCCCGACACGGACCCGCAGCACUACCCGGCAUUGGACGGAAGCGACAACGCGGGUCUGCACGACCUUACGCAGCUCAAUGUUCGUGGGUCGUACCAGAGCAACCUGCCGCCGGCCGCAGCGCCUGCUCCUCCACAGCCACAGCCCGCCGCGGCGCCUGCGGCACAAGCCCACCCACCGAGCGUGAACGGAAGCACGCUGAGCUCGUCGAGCAAGAAGCACAAGGCGUGGGGCGUGGACGAGAACGGCGACCUGGCGCCGACGGACGACGUCAAGGCCGCCGAGGCGCUCGAGACCUUUCCGCCCGGGAUCAGCCUGGCGCGCUGCGCCACGGCAGCGCACACGAUCGUGCGGCUUGAAGUACUGCACCGUUCUGCGGCGCUCGCGCUCGACGGCUCGCCCAAGUGGAUCCCAUUCUGCAGCUGCGGCCUCGUGAGCGGCGCGUACGCCUUCCUCCUCCUCGUGCUUGCGGUACAGGCCGAAAACACCUUCGGAACCUACUCGGAGGCUCGGUCGGAGGAGGUCGAGGCACUCCUGACGAACGUCAAGAUCAUCCUCGGCGGCCUCGAGGCUUACGGCACCAUGUGGGAGGGCAUCGACAUGAUGGCGCGCGAGGUGCGUGCGGCCGUCGAGGCCGCGACGCAGCUGCCGCUCGAAGUCCAGAGCCAGAUGAGCGGCCGGAGCAGUAUGAGCCCGAGUGUUUAGGGGGGCGAGGGGCGGG
Cutaneotrichosporon oleaginosum is the source of this 2930-nucleotide messenger RNA. RefSeq lists its product as uncharacterized. The record is from RefSeq and is a predicted model, not a curated record. Gene Ontology annotation, molecular function: zinc ion binding; DNA-binding transcription factor activity, RNA polymerase II-specific; DNA binding. Gene Ontology annotation, biological process: DNA-templated transcription; regulation of DNA-templated transcription. Lineage: Eukaryota; Fungi; Basidiomycota; Tremellomycetes; Trichosporonales; Trichosporonaceae.